AUGAUACCCCGCGCAAAAGCCGCAACAGGAUGCAGGAGGUGGACUACUCCCUGUACUCUGCAUGCCCUCCCGCUUCCCAUAGGACAGUGCCUUAGUCCUGCAAGACUUCUGGGGGGCCCCUGGAUUGCCUGCGCUUGCUUCGCCUCUUUGCCAGCCGCGCGAAAGCUCCCGUCGGCUUCUUCUGCAGGAAGCUUGAAACCUGCGGCUCCUUGGGGGUAUGAGAAGGCUUCAGACUCUCCUCUACAAGCCGCGGGGGAGCUAGCUUCGCUACAGCUCGCCUCCUCAGAGGAAGGCAUGGAGAUCUCCCCAGCGGCUCAAGAAGUAGAGACCUUCCCAUGGGGAUGCCACCCGCAGCUGCAGCGGAUGCAGGUGCUGCAGAAACAGAAGCAUCAGGAGCAGCAGCAGCGCGAGGAGCUGCCUGCUGCUGUGCUGCAGCUGCUGCCGUCUACGCUUGCUCGAAGUGCCCUUGCUACAGCGUCGCAACAACAAACGAAAAGGGCCGGCCUCUUUAGGAGGGGCCCCAAGCUGAAUGCAGCUGCAGUCACCAUUGAGCUGCAUGCGCUUGCCAGCAGCAGUAGCAAGAACGGCAGUCGUGUCUCAGCCGCAGCCAAUACACCAGACAUUCUUGUGGAGCGAUACGAUAGUGCUAUACGACGAGAAAGCGACUGGGAAGAGGAGCGCGAGCUACUGCUAAUACUGCUGCAGCGGCAGCAACAGAUCCUUCCCUCCCUCAACCUCCAGCAGGUUGCUGUGUCUAUGCAGGCUUUAGGGAACCUUGCCUCGCAGCUGCUUCUGCACGAAAGCACCACUCCUAUCAUCGCAGGAGUAAGGGAGGCGCUCGCGAGCAGGGCGCGGCAGCUGUUGCAGCAUCAACUCGCAGCAGCAAAAACAGCAGGAUACGAAGCAUCAAAAGCCGUAGCAGAUGCACCAACGGCAGCAGCGCUCCUUGUCAGUGCCGCGGCUAUGGGUAGCCCGCAGCUGCCGCUAGCCAGAGAUGCUGCUGUGCUCAUUGCACGAUUGGCAGCAACAGCAGCAGGAAUAACUGAGACAACAGCUGAAACAGCUACAGAAGAGGCGCCUAGUGGGCCUCUUCCCUCCUUGGAAGCCUUACAUAAAGGAUCUCACGCCUCUUCUCCCCAGAGAUCCUUAGAGAGUACCCUUCUCCCGAGACACAACCAACAGCAGCUACGAAAGACGCUAUUUGGCAUACAGGGGUUGUGUGCCGUGUGCAAGGCCCUUCUGAGCCUAGAGGUGCUGCGCUAUAGCACCGCUCUUGCUAGUGGGGAGACAUCCUCUGCCUCUUUUGAGUGCCGACCACCUUUGCUGCUGCAGGGGGCUUUUGAGCUGCUGCAGUGGGAGCUAGGGAACGGCCGAGGCAGCAGCCUUAGGGAGAGCGAGGCGCUGUUAGUCAUCGAUUUGGUGCUGCUGCUUUUGGCAGCGAAGCCUGCUGCAGCAGGAAAAGAGGUGGCAGCGCAAUCAGGAGCGCCAGCGGCAGGAAGCGCAGGGGAUACAGCAGAAGCUGCUUUAACACAAGUAGCAGCAAAAUGUCUUAUUUUGCACAGCAGUUGGCUUUUGCCUUUCAUGGGCCGCCUUCACGACCUCCUCGAAAGCGAUGCAGCAUCCUGCAGUACUAGCAGCAGAAGCAGAUUCGAUAUAUCCGCCUAUGUGUCUCUCUUCUCGUUCGCUGCGGCGUUAAAGGCGCGUGUUUUUGCAGAUGGCCAAGUGCUUGCGGAAGUGGAUCGGUUGGUUCUGCAUCUCUGCAGCAAGCGGCUGCUGCUGUUACAAUCUCCUUUCCUGCUUCCUCAAGAGAAAGCCGAGCUCUCUGGGGCUUUCAAACGGUGA
Molecule: messenger RNA, 1842 nt
Organism: Cyclospora cayetanensis
Lineage: Eukaryota; Apicomplexa; Conoidasida; Eucoccidiorida; Eimeriidae
Exons: 2
Coding region: 1-1842 (613 amino acids)
Source: RefSeq, a predicted model, not a curated record